UGGGGGAGGGAAGGGCGGCGGGAGGCGGGGCCGAGUGGGAGCUGGAGCUGGAGCUGGAGUGUGAGCCGGCCGUUGCAGCGGAGGCGGUGAUGUCUGUGCAGGUUGUGUCAGCCGCUGCUGCCGCCAAGGUGCCUGAGGUGGAUCUGAAAGACCUGAGCCCCUCCGAGGCGGAGCCCCAGUUGGGACUGACCACGGCGUCCGUGGGCGCCAUGGUUCCUCCGGCGGGCGGCGGGGACCCCGAGGCUCCAGCUCCCGCCGCCGAGCGGCCCCCGGCCCCUGGCCCGGGUUCCGGGCCGGCCGCGGCUCUCAGCCCUGCGGCGGGGAAGGUGCCACAGGCGUCGGCCAUGAAGCGGAGCGACCCGCAUCACCAGCACCAGCGGCACCGGGACGGCGGCGAGGCCCUGGUCAGCCCCGACGGCACAGUCACGGAGGCACCGCGCACGGUCAAGAAGCAGAUCCAAUUUGCUGACCAGAAGCAGGAAUUCAACAAACGUCCCACCAAAAUUGGACGUCGCUCUCUGUCUCGUUCCAUCUCUCAAUCAUCUACUGACAGCUAUAGCUCUGCGGCUUCGUAUACAGAUAGCUCUGAUGAUGAGACAUCUCCCAGGGACAAGCAGCAAAAGAACUCUAAGGGAAGCAGUGACUUCUGUGUCAAGAACAUCAAACAGGCGGAGUUUGGACGCAGAGAAAUUGAAAUUGCUGAACAAGAGAUGCCUGCACUGAUGGCCUUGAGGAAGAGAGCCCAAGGAGAAAAGCCCUUGGCUGGAGCCAAAAUUGUGGGUUGCACACACAUCACUGCACAAACUGCUGUGCUUAUGGAAACUCUGGGUGCUCUGGGGGCACAAUGCCGAUGGGCUGCCUGCAACAUCUAUUCCACUCUCAAUGAAGUAGCCGCUGCUCUAGCAGAAAGUGGAUUUCCUGUCUUUGCCUGGAAAGGAGAGUCAGAAGAUGACUUUUGGUGGUGCAUUGACAGAUGUGUGAAUGUGGAAGGCUGGCAGCCAAACAUGAUACUGGAUGAUGGAGGAGAUCUUACUCACUGGAUUUAUAAAAAGUAUCCCAACAUGUUCAAGAAAAUCAAGGGCAUAGUUGAGGAGAGUGUUACUGGAGUCCAUAGGCUGUACCAACUGUCCAAAGCUGGGAAACUGUGUGUUCCAGCCAUGAAUGUCAAUGACUCAGUCACUAAACAGAAAUUUGAUAACCUCUACUGUUGCCGUGAAUCAAUUCUUGAUGGACUUAAAAGGACGACAGACAUGAUGUUUGGUGGAAAGCAGGUGGUGGUCUGUGGCUAUGGAGAGGUGGGGAAGGGGUGCUGUGCUGCUCUGAAGGCCAUGGGCUCCAUUGUGUAUGUAACUGAGAUUGACCCUAUCUGUGCCCUGCAAGCCUGUAUGGAUGGAUUUCGACUAGUGAAAUUAAAUGAAGUCAUCCGACAAGUGGACAUUGUUAUUACCUGUACAGGUAACAAGAAUGUGGUAACCAGAGAACACUUGGACCGUAUGAAGAAUAGCUGCAUCGUUUGUAACAUGGGACAUUCCAACACGGAGAUUGAUGUGGCAAGUCUGCGGACACCAGAAUUGACCUGGGAGCGAGUGAGAUCCCAAGUUGACCAUGUGAUAUGGCCUGAUGGCAAGAGGAUAGUUCUGCUGGCAGAGGGUCGUCUGCUGAACCUAAGCUGCUCCACAGUGCCUACAUUUGUGCUCUCUAUCACAGCUACUACUCAGGCUCUUGCCUUGAUAGAGCUUUACAAUGCUCCUGAGGGUCGCUAUAAACAAGAUGUCUACCUGUUGCCCAAGAAAAUGGAUGAGUAUGUGGCGAGCCUACACCUGCCCACCUUUGAUGCCCACCUGACAGAGCUGACAGAUGAACAGGCCAAGUAUCUGGGACUCAACAAGAAUGGGCCUUUCAAGCCUAAUUACUACAGGUAUUAAAUUCCUGUAACUCAAGCCAGAAGACAUUUUAAGGAAUAGAACCAAGCCCUUUCUCUACUGCUAUCCAAGGAAGAACCCAGCAAGCUGCUUCUCCAAUCAGAGCUGCCCGCCGUGCUCACCCUAUGUGUUAGGUUAUUUAUUUAUUAAAAUCUAGAAUCCUAUGCUUGUAGCCUUGGCCCAGAGCGUGGUUACUACUCCGGGGGCCAUGAGAGCCACAGAGGACAGACUGAGGAAGGCAAGAAAUGGGGUAACCGUUUCUAGUGCAUCAUUCACAUCAUUGCCCGUUGACAGAAUCCUCAGCAAUAGCCAUUUUUCUUUCCAGGCUCAGGAGUUAGUUCAGGGAUGCCAGGCUCCUUGUUCCUUAGGGUUUUCUGGAAUAAAUUUUCAGCAGCUGCCUUUCUCUAAGCUUUGGUCCUUUCCCAGGUGAGGCCUUUUGGAAGCCACUGAAUUAACAUGUCCUGGAUUCCCUGCCUUGAUAGUUGCUGCCACUGCCUU
Messenger RNA from Nannospalax galili (Upper Galilee mountains blind mole rat), 2420 nucleotides. It is a transcript of the gene Ahcyl2, whose product is annotated as adenosylhomocysteinase like 2. The record is from RefSeq and is a predicted model, not a curated record. The transcript has 17 exons. Bases 90 to 1925 code for a protein of 611 amino acids. Gene Ontology annotation, biological process: L-methionine cycle. Gene Ontology annotation, cellular component: cytosol. NCBI's taxonomy places the organism in Eukaryota, Metazoa, Chordata, Mammalia, Rodentia, Spalacidae.